CAUGUUGCUAUCAUUUAACAAUCAGACAGGAGAGAAUCCCUGUCUCUGUCUCUUGUCCGAUAGUCCAUCGCAAAAGGAUUUAACUCCGCAAGCAGAAACUGGAACUGAGCUCUUUUCUACAGAUCUUCAUCCUCAGCUCAGAAUAAUCUGUAAAGAUGUACCGUGGGUUUGUGUUACUGUUCUUGGUUUUGGUGCUGGAAACCCGAUGGAGUGAGUCGAGCUGUCAGCAGUCAGAGUCUCAAAGAUCAGUUUCAAGCGAGAGUCCAAGUUUUCGGAUGUCGACUCAUAACUUGCUGAAGAGGUAUAAUGACAUAGAUUAUGACAGUUUCGUCGGAUUAAUGGGACGCAGAAACGCCGAAACAAAUGAUAUACCACCUCAACGUAAAAGGGAAAUGCACGAUAUCUUUGUCGGACUCAUGGGUCGACGAAGCGCUGACCCUGAAUCAGGACGUCAAUGGAGGAAAGAGUACCCAGAACCAAGUGGAGGAAUCUUCUUCAACAAAUGCAAACUGAGGUUUCGUCGUGGGUUAUAGGCAAACUAAUGACUUCAUAUCCACUGAAUCGUCUGCACCACCCUGUCACGACAGCUUCUUUUCAAUAAACUUCUUUGGAGCAACAACAAGAAGUCAUAAUCUAUUUUACAAAAGUGAUGGAGCAACCGCGAUUUAUACAAGAUGAAUCUAAUAAACAUGAUUUCCUAUGGUGUGAUUUGUUUCAUUGUACUGCAAAUUAUACAUUUGAUUACAUCUUAAAAUGCCAAAUUGAAAUCUCCAUUUACAUCCCAUGCAUUUCUAUAUAUAUUUAUUCAAAGUUAUUUUUGCUGUCUAAUGUAUAAA
Messenger RNA from Danio aesculapii, 836 nucleotides. It is a transcript of the gene tac3a, whose product is annotated as tachykinin precursor 3a. The transcript has 7 exons. NCBI's taxonomy places the organism in Eukaryota, Metazoa, Chordata, Actinopteri, Cypriniformes, Danionidae. The record is from RefSeq and is a predicted model, not a curated record. Bases 156 to 533 code for a protein of 125 amino acids. Gene Ontology annotation, biological process: tachykinin receptor signaling pathway; positive regulation of blood pressure.